This is a messenger RNA of Varanus komodoensis (Komodo dragon), 1401 nucleotides long. Its product is annotated as unconventional myosin-IXb-like. Gene Ontology annotation, biological process: intracellular signal transduction. NCBI's taxonomy places the organism in Eukaryota, Metazoa, Chordata, Lepidosauria, Squamata, Varanidae. The transcript is spliced from 9 exons. Gene Ontology annotation, molecular function: GTPase activator activity; microfilament motor activity. The record is from RefSeq and is a predicted model, not a curated record. The coding region runs from base 1 to 1401 and encodes 466 amino acids.
AUGGACUCUCCCCGCAGCUGGAGAUGCUGCCAGCUGGAGAUGCUGCCGCGCUGGUGGAGGACUCUCAUGCCCACGUCCACGUGCUGCAGCGAGGCAGCCUUUGAAGGAUGCCGAAGCGCAUGGGACAAUCAGCCAAGUCCUGAGCGCGAACGGCGGCCAAAGCGAGCACAGCUCAAAGGCACCCGAACUCGAAUAUGCCUGGCAGGGUCGCAGCAGGUGGCCCGCCUGGAGCAGCAGGUGGCCAUCACGCUGGUGGUGCAGCAACCGGUGGCGGCUGCCGGCAGCGCCCAAGGGCACAGAGCACCAGUGUCUGAUAUCCCCUGCAGCGGAUUUCGAAGUGCAAAGUUGCGCCUGGAGCACAAGCCUUUAAAUCGGCAGGGUCAAAUGGCCGCCCUCGUCCUGCUGGCUCUCCUGCGGCAGAAAUCCAAACGUGAGCUUCACCUGUGCGUUGCACCUGAGAGGGGCCUGGAACGGGAGCACAAGCAGCCUGGCCGAGAAGGGGAAGUGCAGAAGGCAGACGCGGGGAACGCCAGGCGGGCAGAUGGGAAGGUGGCACACAGGGAGCGGGGCGACCAGGGCGCUGGGCCCCGCCACUUCGGGGUGUGCGUCAGCGCGUUGACCGGCGAGAAGGACUCGGUCCCCGUGGUCAUGGAGAAGCUGCUGGAGCACGUCGAGAUGCAUGGCCUCUACACGGAAGGCAUCUACCGGAAGUCGGGCUCGGCCAACCGCAUGAAAGAGCUGAAGCAGUUGCUGCAGGCAGACCCAAACUCAGUGCAGCUGGAGAAAUACCCCAUCCACACCAUCACGGGCAUCUUUAAGCAGUGGCUGAGGGAGCUGCCCGAGCCGCUCAUGACCUUCUCCCAGUACCACGACUUCCUCCGAGCGGUGGAGCUCCCGGGGCAGCAGGAGCAGCUCGCUGCCAUCUACAGCACCCUCGAGCAGCUCCCACAGGCCCACCACGACACCCUGGAGCGCCUCAUCUUCCACCUGGUCAAGGUGGCCCUGGUGGAAGACGUCAACCGGAUGUCUCCCAACGCCCUGGCGAUCGUCUUCGCGCCCUGCCUCCUGCGCUGCCCGGACCACUCAGACCCCCUGACCAGCAUGAAGGACGUCUCCAAAACGACCAUAUGUGUGGAGAUGAUCAUCAAAGAGCAGAUGAGGAAGUACCAGGUAAAGAUGCAGGAGAUCUGCCAGCUGGAGGCUGCGGAGACCAUCGCCUUCCGGCGGCUUUCGCUGCUGCGGCAGAGCACGCUGUGUCCAGUAAAACUUGGGUUUUCUUCUCCCCGCGAGGGAGCCCGGGCCAAGGACCCCCAGGGGGCAGAUGCAGACGGAGGCACAGCAGCCAGACUGGGCGCCCUGCCUGAAGAGGAGGAACCGGACAGCGGGAGAAGGAGCUGCUGA